Haemonchus placei is the source of this 795-nucleotide messenger RNA. The record is from the annotation of a GenBank genome assembly. Lineage: Eukaryota; Metazoa; Nematoda; Chromadorea; Rhabditida; Trichostrongylidae.
CGGCAAGAACGUCGUGGGCUAUUGCUUUUGAGAAAGGAAAUUUUCUAUCAGGCUGUUCAAAGCGGUAUCAAAUCUGCGGAAGCACAGAAGUUGGCCGAGAAUGCUGUUGCGGAAGCACAGGAACGAAUAGCAGCUCAAAGAAAAGCACAGUUAGAAGGAAUAGAGGCUUCCAAAGAGGCCGAGAAACAGCAGAAAGUGAAAAGAGCCGAAGAAGAGCAACGGUUCUAUGACUAUGCUUAUCAAAUGGCUGAAAAAAUGUUGUAUCAUGAUGACGUUCUUGGAGAUGGUACCAAGGCUCGUAAAACAAUUAAACCGGACCCAGCAGUGCCAUCAUUACUAAAAGGAUCAAGACGGCUUGGAAUAUGGAAGAACCUUGAGGGAUGUCAGGAUCAUAGUCUUGGAUUCUGGUCAGAAUGGGAUCUCAGGGCUGCCAGAAUCAUCAACCAAUCCCUCGGACCGGAGAAUUCGUUCGAAGAGCAGAUACAGUGGACCGAACAAGGAAAACAGUGGCCCUAUCCUAUCGAUAAUGAAUAUAUGCUGGGACCGGAAGCUGAGGUCCCAUUUUACGAUCACAUUUUCUUGGAAAGGCAUCUUGCUGGUCUUGGACUGCCUAAAGAUGGUCCUAUUGCUCACUUCAUGGAGUUGGUAUGUGUUGGUAUGUCAAAGAAUCCAUACAUGACGAGAGAGAAGAAAAUGGAAAACUUAAACGCGUUUGCAGAAUUCUUUAAUGAGGAAAAACAAAAACUCAUUAAGAAAUUGCAUGAAGAAGAACAGCUAGCCGCACAGCAAGCUUAG